AUGCCACACAGCUGCCCCUUCGACUUCUGCGGCAUGCUCUGCUUCCUGCAACAUGCGCGCAGGCACCAGUUCACCUGCCAGUUCCUGCACACGCAACUCUUCCCCCUCGCACACGUUUCUGGCUUUACACCCGCUUUCAUCCUCCUCGUCGUCCGCCUCCUCGUCAACACCUACAUCGCGCGCGUACUAGACGGCACGCCCGGUAGAGACGACCUCCAACUCAUCGCCGCCGAACUCGCCUCUAGUUACACCGAUUACAAGUGCUACCGAUCCGAACUCUGGGACGCCAUCCAACACCUCGCACGCGCACUUUGUCAGUUCUUCCCCAUCUGCGCCAAACUCGGCCUCGGCAAAACCGACAUGGACGAACUCAUCUGCAAAAUACACGCCCACUCCUUCAUCGUCGAGUCCUACAACGCCAAGCACGAAACCACAUCACUACUCACCAUCGCACCCGUCCUCAGCAAACUCACACACAGCUGCAUACCCAACCUCUACGCCAGUUACCAACCAGACAUCGACGAUGAGACGCGUGACGACUUUAGUGAGACUUACGGUGCGUCCCGUGAGACGCACGGUUGGCCGAUUCAGGCAAAGGUUGCGGACAAUGUGGUCGAUAAGUUCCUAGAAAUGCUGAGCAGCGCGUGGAAAGGGGGAGAAGUUCACUGGAACUCCGGGAAGCAGCUGACCGCCGGCGGAGGGAACCGAAGUCUUGUCCUGCGUUCAAUUGCAUUCAUCGAUCAGGGCGACCCGGUUGCUUUUAGCUAUGUUCCGGACUUGUACAAGCCAACCAACUUGCGCAAGGCAUUGUUCCAGCCGCUGAAGGUCCUCCAAUGCUGCUGCGUGCGGUGCCGGGACCCCUCGGAGUCACUCCGCUUCGUGAAUGGAAUCCGUUGCCCGCAGUGUCUGUUCGGUUAUGCGUGUCCACGGCGGUUGGCGCGGGUGGACGUGUGUAUCAAACGGUUUCGAGAGACUUCCACGUCGCGCGAGGGCCUUCAUGGUGCGACCAGUGACUUGCGUGAGGCUCGCGAUGAGGAUGUGGUGUGGAAGGGUGGGACUGGUGCGACUCAGAAAUGGGAGUGUAGUCGUUGCGGUUUGCUGAAGACGUCUGUUUCGGAGGUUGAGUGUGACCAGUUGAUAAGCAGUUGGCAGGAUCGGUUGAUCGACGUGAAGGGUCACAGUGUGGUGGGUAUGCGUGGGGAGUUGAUGUCCUUGUACGAGGAGAUGUUGAUUCGCGCACACAGUGCGAAUUGGUUGGUGUUUGAGACGUUGGUGCAGUUGGUGGGUUUGUACAAGGCGAAUCCGGGUCGGGACUUGGCGAAGGCUCUGGGUUUGCAGUACCACGCUAUGUUGAUUGCGCAGAACGUGUUGCCGACAGCCGAUUUACACCACACUAGCUUGGGUUUGAGUUUGAUUGAAUUGUUGCCGGUGGAUCAGUUGGCGCCGACGUUGUUGCACCGUGCUUACUGGAGUGCGUACUGUUGUCUGGGUCCUCGGCACGGGUUGACGUUGUACGUGUUGUCGAGUGCGAGUGCGAUUGCGGCGGUGAGUCGGUUGCCUUUUGUGAAGGUGCCGGGUGUGAUGGGUGCGGCGGGUCCGUUGGAUGAGUUACGGCAGAUGCACUUGGUGGUUGGCCGGGAUUCGAUCGGGGAACUUGGAGGUGGUGAGUGCGCACUUGGCAGAGGCGGACCUGUGGAUAGAUGCGAUUGA
Molecule: messenger RNA, 1710 nt
Organism: Gregarina niphandrodes
Lineage: Eukaryota; Apicomplexa; Conoidasida; Eugregarinorida; Gregarinidae
Exons: 2
Coding region: 1-1710 (569 amino acids)
Source: RefSeq, a predicted model, not a curated record